Nannochloropsis gaditana CCMP526 is the source of this 916-nucleotide messenger RNA. RefSeq names its product small subunit ribosomal protein S9e (gene RP-S9E). The transcript has 3 exons. Gene Ontology annotation, cellular component: cytosolic small ribosomal subunit. Gene Ontology annotation, molecular function: structural constituent of ribosome; rRNA binding. Gene Ontology annotation, biological process: positive regulation of translational fidelity; translation. The coding region runs from base 20 to 622 and encodes 200 amino acids. The record is from RefSeq and is a predicted model, not a curated record.
GACAAUCACAGGGUCAAGUAUGCCUUCCAUUGCUUUUCGUCGGAAUUACCGGAAGACGGACAAGACUCCGCGUCGCCCCUUCGAGAAAGAGCGCCUCGACCAAGAACUGAAGCUGUGCGGCGAGUACGGUCUUCGGUGCAAGGCAGAGAUUUGGCGUGUGCAAUUUGCGCUGGCUAAGAUCCGUAAAGCAGCCCGUGAGCUGUUGACCUUGGACGAGAAGGACCCGCGCCGAGUCUUCGAGGGCCCGGCACUCCUGCGACGCUGCGUCCGCGCCGGUCUCCUCGAGCAGGAUAAGGCGGAGUUGGAUUUCGUCUUACAAUUGACGACACAAAAGCUGUUGGAGCGACGUUUGCAGACCAAGGUCUUCAAGCAGUCUUUGGCCAAGUCCAUCCACCAUGCCCGUGUCCUGAUCCGACAGCGCCACAUCCGGGUCGGGAAGCAGCUCGUCAACAUUCCCUCCUUCUUGGUGCGCGUGGACUCGGAGAAGCACAUCGAUUUCUCCACCACGUCCCCCUACGGACAGGGCAGGAAAGGUCGCGUGGCCCGUCGCCGGGAGGCUCAAAGGGCGGCCGCGGCGGGAGGAGGAGGAGCAGACGACGACGCAGGGGAGGAGUCGGAGUAAGGCGGGAUGGGAGGGAGGGAACGGCGUGUGCUCGUGAUGGUGGUUGCGGUCAGGAUGGUUCUAGACGCGCGGGCUAGACAGAGGGCAAUGGGCCAGUGGAAUGAUGUCUGGAACCCGUGCUGUGCAGCGUGCCUGUGUGCAUGCGCAAGCUGAAGGGGGGGUCGGUGGGAAGGGAAGGUGGCCACCCUGGACGCAGCGAUGGUCACGAGAAGGAGCGACGGGAGGAAAAGGGAACGGAAGAGACAUUAAUUGACACGGCCUCAAAAGGUCUGUCGGACAAGGGCUUACGCCGGG